Aspergillus mulundensis is the source of this 1212-nucleotide messenger RNA. RefSeq names its product putative Zn(II)2Cys6 transcription factor. The record is from RefSeq and is a predicted model, not a curated record. Gene Ontology annotation, biological process: regulation of DNA-templated transcription. Lineage: Eukaryota; Fungi; Ascomycota; Eurotiomycetes; Eurotiales; Aspergillaceae. Bases 1 to 1212 code for a protein of 403 amino acids. The transcript has a single exon. Gene Ontology annotation, molecular function: zinc ion binding; DNA-binding transcription factor activity, RNA polymerase II-specific.
AUGGCUGACAUGCCCGCUCCUAUCUUCUCGCCUCCCCCUACCACCGCCAACCCCGCAGCUGUACCUCCUCGACGAGAUGACCGCCCCCUAAGAAGCUCGUGCGGCCAGUGCAACCAGGCCAAGGUCAAAUGCUCGAAGGAAAGACCAACCUGCCGACGCUGUGCUACGAGGAAUACACCCUGUGUCUACAGCAUUUCAUUGCGCGGGGUAAAAAGACCACGACCUCGCCCACAAGCGGACCAGGCCUGCCCGCCGAAGGAAAAGAAGAGAACCAUCUCAAUCCCAUCACCAAUCUUCUCAGAACCUCUACCUACAACCACCUUCGACUUCCCACCACAGCCGACAUGCCUACCCGACCUAGGUAGCAGCGACAUCUACCCUGACGGCUUCGUAGACGACGACCUGGCUGGAUUCCUCUCAAUGAACCCCUUCGACGCGCCUCUCCCCGAUCCAACAACAUUCCCCUUCCCAUUAGACUUCCCAGACUCACAACCCGCUCCUCCCAUUCAACCAGUGGUUGCACCGCAGAUGGCCCUGCGUCCGAUGACGAUCCCUCUCAGCCCCAUCUCACCCCCCGGCUCGCGGGACGGACACUGCCAGCUCGCAACCGUCCCCACCGGAACACCCUGCCUCAGCUCGCCAGUCCAAGCGCCAGUCCCAGCAACCUGCUGGUGCCAGCAAACCAUCAGCUUCAAGCUAACGGAGCUGAGCAUGCCGAAACCACCAAACAGCACCUUGAUCCUCGACGACUUCCUCACCGAGCACCGCGCCAAUAUGGCCCUCUGCACAAGCGUUCUCCACUGCGCAGACCCACACCAUACACCGGGCAUGCUGCUGCUCACGCAGAUGAUCGCCCUCCUGCAGUACAUGACCGCUGCCUUUGACCAGAUCCUCCCACGAGGCGACACGAGCGUGCAGCAGCAGCAACAGCAGCAGCCGCCUGCACCGCCGCCAACUCCCGUCUCGCGCUCAACGUCAGCAUCUACAUCGCCCAUCGGCCACCGCAAAGAACAGAUCACUCAAGCAAACACGCUACGCGCCGAGCUCGCGAAACUAGGCGUCCUCAUCCAAGAAUUCGAUCGCAGAUACUGCACCCUAGAUAACCCCGGUUUCGGCGACGCCACAUUUCUCCUCUCGCCGCUAUUCGCGAACCUCCUGUGGAAGACGCAGGCGAAGUUUGACGCCGUGAGGUCCUGGAUGCCUUGGCUAUAG